CUUUCAAGCUCGGGGCGUCGGGGAAAGCAACAUCGAAACCCCCGAAGUCUCGACGAAUAACGCGAAAAACGCCCUUUUUAAACACCAGAAGUCAAACCACCGCGUGUUCCUACCUUUAUCUCCUCCUGAAGACGUGAACCACACCGUCCAAAAUGCCGCAGAACGAACACAUUGAGUUGCACCGCAAGCGCCAUGGCUACCGGCUCGACCACCACGAGAAGAAGAGGAAGAAGGAGAGUCGAGAGGCACAUGAGCGCUCGCACAAAGCCAAGAAGAUGAUCGGUCUGAAGGCCAAGCUCUACCACAAACAGAGGCAUGCAGAGAAGAUCCAGAUGAAGAAAACCAUUAAGAUGCAUGAAAAGAGAAAAACCAAACAGAAGGAUGACGAGAAGACACCAGAGGGCGCAGUGCCAGCUUACCUGCUGGACAGAGAGGGCCAGUCGCGGGCUAAGGUUCUCUCCAACAUGAUCAAACAGAAGCGGAAGGAAAAGGCUGGGAAAUGGGAGGUGCCACUGCCAAAAGUACGUGCUCAGGGUGAGACCGAGGUUCUGAAAGUGAUCCGAACUGGAAAGCGACAGAAGAAAGCCUGGAAGAGAAUGGUCACCAAAGUCUGCUUCGUAGGAGACGGCUUUACGCGCAAACCACCAAAAUACGAACGCUUCAUCAGGCCCAUGGGUUUGAGGUUUAAGAAGGCUCACGUCACUCACCCAGAGCUGAAGGCAACAUUUUGUCUGCCCAUCCUGGGUGUGAAGAAGAACCCCUCCUCACCCCUCUACACCACACUCGGGGUCAUCACCAAAGGAACGGUCAUCGAAGUGAACGUCAGCGAGCUCGGGCUGGUCACACAGGGCGGCAAAGUCAUCUGGGGUAAAUACGCUCAAGUGACCAACAACCCCGAAAACGACGGCUGCAUUAACGCGGUGCUGCUGGUCUAACGGGACCCUGAACUGUUUUAUGAACUGUGCCUAAGAGUGCAGCUGCGGACUGGACCCGACCUGGAACACCAACGUUUCUGUACAGCAUGCUGGAGAACCACAUUCCAGCUGGAAAACAUGCCAAUUUCUACCCUGUGGAUAAACCUGCGUCAAGUCAUCUGAGGUCCCACUCCAGGCUGGAGGGCCACACAACCUUUUCUUGCUGUAACACACUUAAUUUACCGACCUUACCUCUUAAUCUAACGAGCAGGAUGAAUGCUAAACAGUGCUGUGGGCCUCCAGGCCUGGCCUUUCUCAGUCUUUCUGUAUGGGAACAUGGGGAUUGUAUACAAAGGAGCUCUUCACAUAAAUUAUUUUCCUUAUGUGGAAUUAAUUUAUCUGUACGCAGCUACUGAAGCCAGAGAAAAACAAAGCUAUUGCAGGAAAUCAAGUUAUGAACACAGGUGGCUGUUUGUGUUAAACGUAAUUAAAGUGAAGUUUUCAUUAA
Messenger RNA from Pygocentrus nattereri (red-bellied piranha), 1422 nucleotides. It is a transcript of the gene nsa2, whose product is annotated as NSA2 ribosome biogenesis homolog (S. cerevisiae). The record is from RefSeq and is a predicted model, not a curated record. Bases 153 to 935 code for a protein of 260 amino acids. Gene Ontology annotation, biological process: maturation of LSU-rRNA; maturation of 5.8S rRNA. The transcript has 6 exons. Lineage: Eukaryota; Metazoa; Chordata; Actinopteri; Characiformes; Serrasalmidae. Gene Ontology annotation, cellular component: preribosome, large subunit precursor; nucleolus.